CCUAUGAACGACCUCGUGUGCACAGUACGGAGUACACAGUAAUGGUGUUACGCUGACAACGCUAGACCGGAUCGAGGAUGGCGCAUAGAUAAGAACGAGUACCUAUAUUUCCUCGCAUCGUCGCACAACGCUGAAAUCACAACGUUCCCGCGGAUCUUCCAAUAAGGGACGUGUUGAUUCGUCCUGGUUGGAUCGAUAUUGAUCGAGACAUCUUGCAAAUAAUGUAGCGUCAUCAUCCAUCGCGCUCUGAUGAGCAGUUUCAUCCCACAUUUUGUAAGUGGCUGUCUUUUUGUUGUCCCUGUGCUUCUUUCUCUUCCAACCUCACUCGGUGCGUCUCUCCCAACACCUGGAGACGCCCUUCUGGCUAUGGGAGACUCCGUCUAUCUAUACAUACAUCCAACUCUCUGAUCCCACUCGUGAAAUAUGGAAGAUCCAAAGACGGAUUCUCAGGGCAUUCCCGAGAAGAUCGAAACCUUAGAUACACAACAAGCGAAGGACAUUCUACCUCCAUCACCUCCUCCCACAGAUGAUAACGUCUCAGACCGGGACGAUGACAAUGUGGAUGUGGAAAUCCCUCUCCCACCCCCGACCACAAUCCCUACCAAGGUCCUAGAUGUCGACCUCAAAACACCGGACAGUCAUGUACCACGAGAUCCCAGGCUGAUCAGACUGACUGGUGUCCACCCGUUUAAUGUUGAAGCACCCUUGACGGAACUCUUCAACGAAGGGUUUCUGACGAGUCCAGAAUUAUUUUAUGUUCGCAACCAUGGAGCAGUCCCGCAAGUCCAGGAUGAGGACAUCAUGGACUGGGACUUUACCGUUGAAGGCCUCGUUGACAACCCAAUGACAAUUUCAUUACGACAACUGAUGACUGAAUAUGACCAAGUCACCUAUCCCAUCACAUUGGUUUGUGCUGGCAACAGGCGGAAAGAGCAAAACAUGGUCAGGAAAAGUAAAGGUUUCUCUUGGGGUGCCGCUGGACUUUCCACAGCACUCUUCACCGGUGUUGUAAUGUCAGAAGUGAUUCGACGAGCCAAACCCAAACGGAAGGCAAAAUACGUCUGCAUGGAGGGGGCCGAUAAACUGCCCAAUGGAUUCUACGGCACGUCUGUCAAGUUGAACUGGGCUCUGGAUCCUAACCGUGGAUUCAUGCUCGCCUACAAAAUGAACGGCGAGACAUUGAGGCCCGACCAUGGAUUGCCACUGCGUGCUGUUAUCCCUGGACAAAUUGGUGGCCGAUCUGUCAAGUGGCUCAAAAAGCUCAUCGUCACAGAUAAACCCAGCGACAACUGGUACCACAUAUACGACAACCGAGUGCUGCCGACGAUGGUGUCACCAGAGGAGUCUGCAAAUAAUCCCAAAUGGUGGACAGAUGACAGAUAUGCAAUUUACGACCUCAGUCCAAAUUCAGCCAUUUGCUACCCACAGCAUGAAGAGCAACUAUGCCUCACUGGAGGUCCCAGUACCUACCGUGCCAGAGGUUACGCAUAUAGCGGAGGUGGUCGACGUAUAACACGUGUCGAAGUCAGCCUCGACAAAGGCAAGACCUGGAGGUUGGCCGACAUUGAGUACGCCGAAGACAAAUAUCGUGAGGUUGACAGAGACCUUUUCGGUGGCAAUAUCGACAUGCAUUGGCGGGAAACAUGCUUUUGCUGGUGCUUUUGGUCAAUCGAGCUUUCGCUGGAAGAGUUGUCUGGGGCAAAGGAUAUGUUCGUCCGGGCGAUGGACGAAAGCAUGAACGUCCAACCACGAGACAUGUAUUGGUCAGUUCUGGGUAUGAUGAACAACCCAUGGUUCCGUGUCACAAUUGCUCUAGAAGGGGACUAUCUCCGCUUCGAACAUCCUACGCAGCCAGCCCUAAUGCCUGGUGGCUGGAUGGAACGAGUGAAGAAGGCGGGCGGUAACCUUGCCAACGGCUUUUGGGGUGAAAAGCUCGAAGGCGAGGACAAGGUUAUACCCGACGAAGAGCAAGCCAAGGAAAUAUCUAUGGUCAAGGAAGGCCUCAAAAACCCAAUCACGAUUGACGAGCUCAGAAAGCACGACAACGAAAAAGCACCUUGGUUUGUGGUCAAAGGCGAGGUCUACGACGGUACCGAGUUCCUCGAAGGACACCCUGGUGGUGCACAGAGUAUCAUUUCAGCAGCCGGGCUCGAUUCGAGUGACGAAUUCAUGGCCAUCCACAGUGAAACUGCGAAGGCCAUGAUGACGAAAUAUCACGUUGGAUCUCUAGACGACGCAGCAAGGACCGCAUUGACAGAAGGAGACGUUGAGGCAGAUCAGUCCGGCGCUCCCUCAGAGACAUUCUUGAAUUCCAAAGUUUGGAAGAAAGCCAUCCUCUCCGGCAAGAAGAUUGUCUCUUGGGACACACGUAUCUUCACCUUCAAGCUGGAAUCCCCCGAACAACGCCUGGGUUUGCCAGUAGGACAGCAUCUCAUGGUCAGGCUAAAAGACCCUGCGACCCGCGAAGCCAUUAUCCGCAGCUACACGCCCAUCUCCGAGAUCAACGACAAGGGAUACAUGGAAAUGCUGGUUAAAGUGUACUUUGCCAACGCAUCGACCAAAGGCGGAAAGAUGUCUCAAGCCAUGGACGCGCUUCCCAUCGGGCACUUCAUCGAGAUGAAAGGUCCCAUCGGCAAGUUCGAGUACCUCGGCGACGGCAAGUGUCUGAUCCAAGGCAAAGAGCGGUUCGUGAGCAACUUCGUCAUGAUCUGUGGUGGAAGCGGUAUCACGCCUAUCUACCAGGUCUACCGGGCCAUUAUGCGCAAACCCGAGGACAAAACAAAAUGCGUCAUCUUCGAUGGCAAUCGAUUAUUCGAGGAUAUCUUGUGCAAAGAGGAGUUGGAUGUGCUGAUGGAAGGCAACGAUCAUCGGAGUAAAGUCUUGCAUACCCUCACAAAAGCUCCGGAUGAUUGGACCGGUUUGAAAGGACGAGUCACAGGUGAAUUGGUGAAAGAGCACUCCGUGAGGAACGACAAUUCUUUGGUCUUGAUUUGUGGUCCCGAGGCUCUGGAGAAGACUAUGCAUAAAGCUCUACUGGAGCAAGGGUGGACUGACGACCAGUUGAUGUUCUUCUGAUCUUGACGCUGACGCUGUAUGAAGGGAUGCAAACGCAAAAAGCAGCAUGAAAUCUAUUUUUGGGCAUGGCGAUGGCGUUCUUGGGUGUUGAAAGCGUUGAGAAAUUGAUUGUCGCCACCAAAGGCACAGAUAGUAUGUAAAACAGAAAUCUACAUGAACAAGAAUAUGAGCGUUGGA
This is a messenger RNA of Exophiala viscosa, 3252 nucleotides long. RefSeq lists its product as uncharacterized. NCBI's taxonomy places the organism in Eukaryota, Fungi, Ascomycota, Eurotiomycetes, Chaetothyriales, Herpotrichiellaceae. Gene Ontology annotation, biological process: nitrate assimilation; sulfur compound metabolic process; nitric oxide biosynthetic process. Bases 424 to 3075 code for a protein of 883 amino acids. The record is from RefSeq and is a predicted model, not a curated record. The transcript has a single exon. Gene Ontology annotation, molecular function: molybdopterin cofactor binding; sulfite oxidase activity; molybdenum ion binding.